GGAAAAAGAGCCAAGGGGUCAGUCCAUAACCUGGUCGGAGGGUCAGUACUGAGGGAGUGCUACAGUGUCCGAGGGUCAGCAGCGAGGGAGCGCCACAGUGUCCGAGGGUCAGCAGCGAGGGAGCGCCACAGUGUCCGAGGGUCAGCAGCGAGGGAGUGCCACAGUGUCCGAGGGUCAGCAGCGAGGGAGCGCCUCAGUGUCCGAGGUUUUUUCAGAGACUCUGUCCACACCAGCUGCACCUGGGAACAUUGAUUGUUUUUUGCUGAGGUUUGGCACGAGCCGUGCCUCUAUCCGUCGAAAUACCAGAGCUCUGCCAGGCUCAUAUGGUUGACAACGAUGGCGACCGAAGAUAAAAAAUCUGAGUCAGAGUGCACGAAAGCACAGUCGACACCUUCCUCCUCCAAUCAAAAUAAGCCUUCUGCGGUGAAACCGAACUACACCUUGAAGUUCACGCUGGCCGGACACACAAAGGCUGUGUCAUCUGUGAAGUUCAGUCCAAAUGGAGAAUGGCUGGCAAGUUCCUCUGCUGAUAAAUUGAUUAAAAUAUGGGGUGCUUACGAUGGCAAGUUUGAGAAGACCAUAUUAGGACACAAACUGGGGAUCUCCGACGUUGCCUGGUCCACGGAUUCGAACCUGCUGGUAUCAGCUUCAGAUGACAAAACCCUAAAAAUAUGGGACGUGAACUCGGGCAAAUGUUUGAAGACCCUGAAGGGUCACAGCAACUACGUUUUCUGCUGUAACUUCAACCCUCAGUCGAAUCUGAUUGUUUCUGGAUCGUUUGAUGAGAGUGUUAGGAUCUGGGAUGUGAAGACUGGGAAGUGCUUGAAGACCCUGCCAGCGCAUUCUGACCCUGUAUCUGCUGUACAUUUUAACAGAGAUGGAUCCCUCAUUGUCUCCAGUAGUUAUGAUGGGCUAUGCCGUAUUUGGGAUACUGCGUCAGGCCAGUGCCUCAAAACAUUGAUUGAUGAUGAUAAUCCUCCUGUGUCCUUCGUGAAAUUCUCCCCGAAUGGGAAAUACAUUCUGGCAGCAACACUUGACAACACUCUGAAACUUUGGGACUACAGUAAAGGAAAGUGUUUAAAGACAUACACAGGGCACAAGAAUGAGAAGUACUGCAUAUUCGCCAACUUCUCUGUUACAGGUGGCAAGUGGAUUGUCUCAGGAUCUGAGGACAACUUUGUAUACAUCUGGAACCUCCAGACAAAGGAGAUAGUGCAGAAAUUACAAGGACACACAGACGUUGUGAUCUCCACAGCCUGUCACCCAACAGAAAACAUCAUCGCAUCGGCAGCACUGGAGAAUGACAAGACAAUCAAACUGUGGAGGAGUGACUGUUAGAGAGCAGUGUCUCCACUUUGAGAAGUACACCCUGUUCCAACCUGCCCAACAUGGGGACAGGCCUCUCGAACUCCUAAUGUCUGAGAUUGUGCAGACUCUGCCUGAACCAGUGACACGGGAUUACAGACCCAGUGGGAGCAUCGGAACAAUUCCCGUUUUUACUGUGGAUUCAUAACACUUAGCAAAUUAUUGUACGCUUAAAAAAUACAUACACAGACAUGCACACACACGCUCGUGCAUACUCACACCUAACUAAAGUUUUUUUAAGUGACCAAAUCACUUGUGGCUUUCCCCCACCUCGAUUCUUGUGAAAACUCAUUUUUUUAAAAGCAGUUUUAGUUGUUGAUAAAAUGUUUUUGUAAACUUGAUGUUGAUGGUUGGCUGCAAGUUUAAAUUAGCCAGGGAACCAUCUUUGUCUUUUAAAUUUUUUUUGUGUAUCUCAUUGUCUCCAGAUCCCCUCUGCCCCCUGCCUCUUCUCCCACUGCAGUCCAGCUGUGGCCCCAGGUCAGUGACUGACUGUACUGACUGGCCACCGCCACUGACUCCUGUCACCUUCAGUGGUCCUACAAUAAGGUUCUGAUUCCCAAGCCCCUGCCCAACCUCAGAUCUAGUGUCACAUGGAGGAAGAUUCAGCCUGGUAAACAAAUGCUGUUGUGUCCAGAAUACUCACCUAGCACAGUUAACAGCACACCUGGUUACCCUGGGUGUGGCCUGUCGGUGAGCUGUUUCAGGAGUCAGUGCUACAGGCUGGUCAUGAUUAAACGUCCCAACUCAACCCACCAGCUGCUUCCAAACAAAACUGAACUCGUGCCCAGAAGGUGUGUUGGGUACGUCCCCACCUACUUUAGACAGCCAACAUGUCUGUGGAUUUAAACUGUCAAUGGGAGCACCUCUGAUUGUCACCAGGUCUGUCAGUGUGUUACAGGAGAUGAUUAAUCCUUGUAACCUUGGGCUCUUAUCAUCCUGAUUGUUUCAUGGAGGGGGUUGCACUGUCACCUGGCAUCAGACCUAUGGUUCUGGUCAUUCUGCUCUGAGCCCCAGUUUCAAACUAUGAGAAUAACUGAUUCAUGGUGAGUCAUAGCCAUGAUUGGCCUCAGUGCCACUGAGCUGAGGAUGGGAAAAUCGAAUUGGCCAAGGUUCCUGCUCCUGAGCAGAACCUUUAAUUCCUGGACAGUGGGAUCCAGGUUCCAAGGGACUGAAAAUACCCUUUCAAAUGAGCUGACAUCACAGACUAGCAGUGGAACAAGGGAUUUCCAGGUAUGUUCAGUUCAUUGAGCAAACUGCCUGAGCCACUGGGAGAUUUAUUGCAGUCUCUGAACUGAAGUUUGCAGGAAGAUACCGGGAGGUUAAAGGCUUGGCUGGAAAUUGGUGCUGAAAUGUGUUUUUCCCCCAAACUUUUUCCUGUGAUCUCAGUGCUGACAGCUUUUCCUGGACAUGCUUUGUACAGGGUCCCAUGACUGUGUGUAGCCAAUAUCUUUUAAUAUUUCCGUUUGUUUGAGUUGCUGACAGUACUGUGUAAUAAAUAGACACUGAGGAAAGAACUUCCCAUUGCCUGUGAAUAGUCAAGUAGUUGUGAUGAUCUCUCCUGGAGUCAAGACUUUCAGCUGUGUGAGGUUUAGGUGUAAUUUUCCCCUCGAUUCCUGGUUAAUACAAGAGGUUUGAACAUAA
Carcharodon carcharias (great white shark) is the source of this 3006-nucleotide messenger RNA. RefSeq names its product WD repeat domain 5 (gene wdr5). The transcript has 14 exons. Gene Ontology annotation, molecular function: histone binding. The coding region runs from base 337 to 1338 and encodes 333 amino acids. Gene Ontology annotation, cellular component: Set1C/COMPASS complex. Lineage: Eukaryota; Metazoa; Chordata; Chondrichthyes; Lamniformes; Lamnidae. The record is from RefSeq and is a predicted model, not a curated record.